UUGAGAAUACGUGCUCAUAAUCAUUAUAGCUUUGAUUUAGUGCACAGCCUUGCCCUCUGUUUCAACUCGAGCUCAGACGCUGGCUGUUUGAAAUGGAGAAAUAUUUGGUAGUUUGCAGCUACGCGAUUGCAAUUCUGGAUCUAUUGUCCGCUGUGCUGUUCGCCAGUGUUUCGUGUAUGUUAUACAUACAGCACCACCAUUGGACGUCGCUGGCAGCGCUGCUGUUUUCCUUCGUUUGGAUCUGCAUCAUUAUUGUUCUGUUGUUGGGUAUUUAUCGGCGCCAGUUGAACUUCGUGCGCUACUGGUUGGUUUUCACCUGCCUGGGCAUCAUGCUGGAUGCCCUGCUCCUACUCUACGGCUUGACUCUGGCGGUAUCCAUAAACUGGGAGGGCGUUAAGAUAACCGUUAUGCCCUUCAUUGGCUUGGCCGUCGAAAUGACUUUCGUGUUCAUUAUAUAUGUCUUUUACCUGGAUAUGAUUGAGUACGAGCAGUGGAUACCACUGGGUGGCAACAGAUUUGAAGGCGGCCGCAGCUCCAAGUACAGCAAAUUCACCUCCAGUGGGGAAACACAGCGUAGGGAGCGCAAGCGUCUGAAGAAGAUGUACAAGAAGGAGGAGAAAGCGGCCUUUAAAGAGCUGCACCGUAAGCUGCGUAGAGGCCAACAUUAA
Molecule: messenger RNA, 668 nt
Organism: Drosophila mojavensis
Lineage: Eukaryota; Metazoa; Arthropoda; Insecta; Diptera; Drosophilidae
Exons: 3
Coding region: 93-668 (191 amino acids)
Source: RefSeq, a predicted model, not a curated record